This is a messenger RNA of Gastrolobium bilobum, 783 nucleotides long. RefSeq names its product dirigent protein 22-like. The record is from RefSeq and is a predicted model, not a curated record. NCBI's taxonomy places the organism in Eukaryota, Viridiplantae, Streptophyta, Magnoliopsida, Fabales, Fabaceae. The transcript has a single exon. Bases 8 to 616 code for a protein of 202 amino acids.
UUUGGUUAUGGCUGAUCAACAUAGGAACUUCCUCCAUCACCAGCAACCAACCAUGUUUACUCAAUUCCUCUUCCUCUUCCUCUCAUGCACUACCUUUAUAUCAAUCACAGCAUAUGAAAGUGAUGAUUUUAUGCGUCCACUAGACCACAAAAUGUUGGGUUUGGACAAGCAAGAAAAGCUAAGCCAUUUCAAGUUCUAUUGGCAUGAUAUAGUGAGUGGAAGAAACCCUUCUUCUGUUUUGGUUGUUCCACCACCAUUGAACUCAACAACAGGCUUUGGUUUCGUGAACAUGAUUGAGAACCCUUUGACCCUGGGACCCCAAUUGAGCUCAAAAUUGGUGGGGAAAGCUCAGGGGUUCUUUGCUUCUACAUCACAGAGUGAGAUGGAUUUGCUCAUGGUUAUGAAUUUUGCCAUCGUGGAAGGGAAGUAUAAUGGAAGUACCAUCACUAUUUUUGGGAGGAACCCGAUCUUCAACAAGGUUAGGGAGAUGCCUGUGAUUGGUGGUAGUGGGCUUUUUCGUUUUGCUAGGGGUUAUGCUCAACUUAGAACUCAUUGGUUCUCACCAAAAACAAAGGAUUCUAUAGUUGAGUACAAUGUUUAUGUUUUGCACUAUUGAUGAAUGAAGAUGCAUGCUAUAUACUAUAUAUAUAUACAGGAGACUUAUCUUGCUUUUAUUUAUUUUGGUUUGUUUGUUUCUUAUUUUCCUCUUUUGAGGCCAUAGGAAGCAUUCACUCUCUUAUGAUGUUCUGGUCUUGAGAAAAGAGAUGUUAAAAACCACCUUUA